AGAAGAGGGAACACAAACCUGAAAGAAGACCCAAUAGCCUCCUGAAACUCAGAAGAGUGGACACUCCAGCUUCGACCACCUGAGACGCCACUCCUGCUCCAAAGAUUGUAACUCCAUUUGUUAUUCUGAGACCUCUACUUACCCUGUACCACAAGGAUGGAGCCACUACUAGGAGUAAAAAUUGGCUGCCUCUUUUCCCUGCUGGUUCUCACUCUGGUCUGUGGCCUCAUUCCCAUCUGCUUCAAAUGGUUCCAGACUGCUACAGCCACAGGUUGUCACCGCCGGGUCCUCAGCCUCCUGGGCUGCACUUCUGCUGGCGUUUUCCUGGGAGCGGGGUUCAUGCACAUGACUGCUGAAGCCUUGGAGGGAAUUGAAUCAGAGAUCCGGAAGUUGGUGAUGCAGAACAAGACAAACAGUAAGGGGAAUUCUUCUGAUGCUGCUGAUUCAACUUUUGCGGAGUAUCCCUAUGGAGAACUCAUCAUCUCCCUGGGCUUCUUCUUUGUCUUCCUUUUGGAGUCGCUGGCAUUGCAGUGCUGUACUGGGGCUGCUGGAAGAUCAGAAGUGCAGGAGCAGGAAUGGGGUAUGGCUAAUGUCCUGGAACCCCAUAGCCAUGGACCUCUGCCCUCACCAUCACAGGGUCCACUUCGAGCCCUCCUUCUCUUGCUCUCACUCUCCUUUCACUCUCUGUUUGAAGGUCUAGCUGUGGGGCUGCAGCCAACAGUCGCAGCUACAGUGCAGCUCUGUCUUGCUGUCCUGGCUCACAAGGGGCUCGUGGUGUUUGGUGUAGGACUGCGGCUGGUGCAGGUAGGCACUGGAUCACGUUGGGCCGUGCUCUCCAUAUUGUCAUUAGCUCUCAUGUCCCCCCUGGGCCUAGCCCUAGGGCUGGCUGUGCCUCAGGAAGACUCUACAGGGGGGCGACGCUUGGCCCAGGCUGUGUUAGAAGGCAUGGCAGCUGGCACCUUCCUGUAUGUCACAUUCCUGGAAAUUCUGCCCCGGGAACUCGCAAGUCCUGAAGCCCCUCUGGCCAAGUGGGGCUGUGUAGCUGCUGGUUUUGCUUUCAUGGCCUUUAUUGCCUUGUGGGCCUGAGAGAUUCCUGACUUUUCUGAUGGACCUAAGAUGACCUCCCUAUCCGCAGGAGAUGCCUCACAAAUUAUUUUAGUCCUUUGAUAUUUUUUCACUGACUCAAAGUGACAUUUACUAGGCGUCAUUCCAUAACCUGGACCCUGAGUGUUCCGGGGUGGACAGGGGCUCGCUCACUUGGCCGGGGGAGGGGUGGAAGAACUGGAAAAACAUGACUUAACCUCACUCAUUCUUUAAGAGUGAUUCUUAUGACUCUAGAGUAGGGGUUACCUGAGACUUCACAAGAUCACAAAGUAACGAAAUUCUUUGAACAUCAUGAACGUUUCUAAAGAAACAAUCAAUUCUAACAAUCAACCCCAACAAUCAGUCCUAAGGUGGGGACUGUGAUUAACUCUGCUCUGAAAGUAUAAAACCCACUCACGUAAGACCCCUUCUCGGGUCUCUCCACCCGGUUCUGAUGUCUGUGCCAG
Molecule: messenger RNA, 1550 nt
Organism: Hippopotamus amphibius kiboko
Lineage: Eukaryota; Metazoa; Chordata; Mammalia; Artiodactyla; Hippopotamidae
Gene: SLC39A2
Product: solute carrier family 39 member 2
Exons: 4
Coding region: 157-1086 (309 amino acids)
Biological process (GO): zinc ion transmembrane transport
Cellular component (GO): plasma membrane
Molecular function (GO): zinc ion transmembrane transporter activity
Source: RefSeq, a predicted model, not a curated record